Molecule: messenger RNA, 4100 nt
Organism: Pistacia vera
Lineage: Eukaryota; Viridiplantae; Streptophyta; Magnoliopsida; Sapindales; Anacardiaceae
Exons: 23
Coding region: 172-3795 (1207 amino acids)
Source: RefSeq, a predicted model, not a curated record
ACUUACAGUUCCAGUUUCUCUCUUUCUGUUACUUUGAUUUCUCAUUGCCAUUCUCACUUCUCAGUGAAGCAGUUCAAGUUCAUCUUUUCCUCUCUAAAUUAAUAAUCUUUUUCAGAAUUGAUGUUGAGUUGAUGUGUGUUUUAUUAUAGGUGAAGAAGAAACUUUGGGAUCAUGUUUGCUGAAGGGCUUGAUGGUAAUGCCCUUAAAUGGGUUCGACAGGGUGGUGCCAAGAAAGAUAUAUUCAGUUCUAUUCCGAUUCAGAGGCCAAAACCUGAUGGAAUAACUAAUCUAAGUAAUGGUAGACAAGACACUGGGAUGUCUUUUUCAUCGGGUGUGGUUCCUGUACAUACAAUACAUUUGAGUGGCAAUGAUAGUGGCUCAGGGUCCGAUAUGGACAUAUCGCCUGAUUCUGAUGAUGAGGUCUUUGGCGGGCAAAACUCAGUCAAGUGUUCUCCACAAGAUGACAAGAUUAGCAAUGGUGUAGCUCCUAAAUAUGCGAAGCCACUUCACAAACAAGUGAAUCAUGGCAAUGAUAGAAAUCAACAGAAACAAGGAAAUGGUGGUGGGAGGCAUGGGACUGCAGAAGUUGGAUUUUCAGAUUCGGCUUCUAGUACUGAAGUCUCUUUUACACAGUUCCGCAAUGAAUGUGAUGCUUCACUGAGAGGAACAUACACAGAUGGUUAUUCUUCCAGUGUUACUUCAUUGUCGAAACCUGAAAGAACAAUUAAACAGGAGUUAGGUGGCAGACAAUUACAGCACUUGAAGCAUUCUUAUGCUGAUAUCCCCAGUGCACCUCCCUUUGUUGACACUGGUUCAGAAAUAGAACAAGUUGGUGAGCACAAUUUAACUGCUAGAGCACAGAGUAGACCUUGCUCUGCUAAUUCAAGUGAAUCUGAAACCACAUUUUAUCCAAAAACAUCAAGAAGUACUCAUGCUGCUAACCCCUCACAGGAUAGUACUCGGACUGCUGCUGGCAUAGGAGUAGAUUUAUCCACAAGUUCCUUACGUGCUCGCUUCCCCACUUUUCAUGCAAGUGGACUAGGUCCUUGGUGUGCUGUCAUUUCUUAUGAUGCGUGUGUUCGUUUGUGCCUUAACUCAUGGGCAAAGGGUUGUGAGCAAGAAGCUCCCUACUUCUUGAAUAAUGAGUGUACACUGUUGCGAAGAGCAUUUGGUUUACAGAAAGUAUUAUUACAAUCAGAAGAAGAAUUAUUGGAAAAACAAUCUCCUGAGUUAGUCAGCGAGGCAGCUGCUAUGAAACCUAAGAAGACUUAUGGGAAGAUGAAGGUUGAAGUUCGUAAAGUGAAAAUGGGUUUAGACGCCCCUCCUGGCUGCAAUUUUUCAUCUUUAAAGCCAUCAAUGGUAAAAGUAGAAUCAUUUCGUCAGCAUUUCUCCCAUCUAAAUUCAAUGCUGAACUCGGGGUGGGGAGCAAUGCAGAAAGUACGUGUGACGCCUAGUGUUCCUGAAAGCGGUUCACUUGCGCAAAAAAGUUUGGCAUAUGUCCAUGCAAGCUCCCAAUAUGUAAAGGAGGUUUCCAAGCUCUUGAGAAAUGGAGUUGCUACUCUGAGCAAAAAUUCAACAUCAUAUGAAGUAGUGCAAGAAACAUAUUCUUGCAUGCUGAGAUUGAAAAGUAUGUCGGAAGAGGAUGUGGUCCGAAUGCAACCUGGAACUAGUGAAACCCGUGUAUUCUUUCCAGAUAGUAUUGGUGAUGACUUGAUCAUUGAAGUUCAAGGUUCUAAGGGAGAAUGUUGUGGCCGUGUCUUAGCUCAAGUUGCUGCUAUUGCUGAUGACCCAAGUGAAAAGAUUCGUUGGUGGCCUAUAUAUCAUGAGCCAGAGCAUGAGCUUGUUGGCAGAAUACAACUACACAUAAACUAUUCGACCAGUCAAGUUGGGGAUAACAAUCCUAAGUGUGGUUGUGUGGCAGAAACUGUGGCAUAUGACUUGUUGUUAGAAGUUUCGAUGAAAACUCAAAAUUUUCAGCAAAGAAAUUUGUUGCUAAAUGGCCCAUGGAAGUGGUUACUGGAUAACUUUGCAUCGUACUAUGGAGUAUCAGAUACAUACGCCAAGUUAAGAUACCUAUCUUAUGUCAUGGAUGUAGCCACACCCACGCAUGACUGUCUUACAUUAGUAUACGAUUUGCUUUUACCUGUGAAGGGAAAAAGUAAGAGUGUGCUAAGUCAUCAAGAGAAUCGUAUCCUUGGGGAGAUUGAGGAUCAAGUUCAGCAGAUUCUAGCUUUAGUAUUUGAGAACUACAAGAGUUUGGAUGAUUUAUCGCCAUCAGGGUUUACAGAUAUUUUUGGUCCUGCCACUGGACAUGCAGCCCCCGCAUUGGAACCUGCUGUCAAGCUCUAUAUUCUUCUGAAUGAUAUAUUAGGUUUUGAGGCACAGUUGAAGUUAACCAGAUAUUUUCAGGCUGCUGUGAAGAAGAGAUCAAGAAGGCACUUGAAAGUGACAGAUGAGUUUGUUUUGAGCAACAAUGAGGGCAUGUCAAAUGAUCACAUGGCUCUUUCAACUACUUAUCAGAGGAUGAAAUCUCUAAUUUUAAAUUUUAGAAAUGAAAUUUGCACUGACAUAGAGAUCCACAGUCAGGAUGUACUCCCCAGUUUUAUAGACCUUCCAAACCUUUCAGCUUCCAUAUAUAGUGUGGAGCUUUGCAAUAGAUUGCGAGCAUUCCUUGUUGCAUGUCCUCCUCCUGGACUCUCACCUCCUGUUUCAGAACUUGUUAUUGCAACAGCUGACUUUCAGAGGGAUCUCUCUUGCUGGAAGAUUGAUCAUGUCAAAGGUGGAGUAGAUGCAAAAGAGUUGUUCCAUGUGUAUAUAACUCGCUGGAUUCAUGACAAGCAUCAUGCUUUACUUGAUUCAUGCAAACUAGAUAAGGUAAAGUGGUCUGGUGUGAGAACGCGAAACUCAACAACUCCUUUCAUUGAUGAUAUGUAUAAUCAACUGAAAGAGAUGCUGAAUGAAUAUGAAAUCAUCAUUUACCGCUGGCCCGAAUAUGCUAUUGUGUUGGAAAAUGCUGUUGCAGAUGUUGAAAGGGCAAUCAUUGAAGCUCUUGGUAAGCAAUAUGCUGAUGUUUUAUCGCCAUUGAAGGAUUGCCUCACACCCAAGAAAUUUGGCCUCAAAUAUGUUCAGAAAAUUGCCAACCGAACUGUAAAUGCCUACUUUGUCCCUGAUGAGCUAGGGAUUCUCCUAAAUUCCAUGAAAAGGAUUUUGGACGUGCUGUGGCCCAAAAUAGAAAGCCAGUUUAAGUUGUGGUCUUCUUCUAUUGCCGAGGGUAGAGAUGGAGUUACAGGAGAGCAUCUCACUGAAAUAGCAGUUAUGAUGAGAGCCAAAUUCCGAAAUUUUUUGCUAGCAAUUGUGGAGAAACUUGCAGAUAAUACAAGGAUGCAAAGUAUGACUAAAUUAAAGAAGAUAAUUCAAGACUCAAAGGAAGCUUGUCCAGAAUCAGACGUAAAAUGUAGAAUGCAACCUUUGAAAGAUCUCUUGAUUAAGACAAUGGAUCAUCUGUACACAGUCGUUGAGCCACAUGUGUUCACAAUGAUUUGCCGACUUUUAUGGGACCAUAUGGGAAAGGAUGUGCUGCAUUUUCUGGAAAAUAAGAAAGAGCACAGCUCCUGGUAUAAGAGCUCAAGAAUUGCAAUUUCUGUUUUGGAUGACAUAUUCGCAUCACAAAUGCAGCGAUUGCUUGGCAAUGCGCUGCAAGAGAAAGACUUGGAGCCACCAAGAUCGAUAAUGGAAGUACGUUCCAUGCUCUGUAAAGAUUCUGUAAAUUACGAGGAUAGUAACUACUACUGUUAAAUUUUAUAUCUGUCAGUGUAUAUGAUUAUGAAUGAAGAGGUGCCAAUUUUGACAUUAUCACAUCGAAAGAUGCGAUGACAAAUAGCUAAAUUCAAACGGAGUAUACGGGUAUAGAAGUUUUGCAUAGCUGAUUUUCUGGAGGUAAAGUUCUAUUAAUUUUGUUUUAGCUUUUGCCAAGUUUGUAUAGGUUACCCACCAUGCCCUUUGUGGUGGUUAUAGUAAUUCUUUGUUGGAAAAAUGUAGAACUUGAAGAAAAAUAUAGUAUCACAAUUUUAUAAUACUUAUUCUCCUUGUAUCUCAAAGUU